Molecule: messenger RNA, 3266 nt
Organism: Octopus sinensis (East Asian common octopus)
Lineage: Eukaryota; Metazoa; Mollusca; Cephalopoda; Octopoda; Octopodidae
Exons: 3
Coding region: 321-1850 (509 amino acids)
Source: RefSeq, a predicted model, not a curated record
AUAAUCUCAAGGAGCAAAAUCUCCAGAGUUGAUAUGCUAUUAAGGAAAAGGACAGACUUAUUGUCUAUAAAUAAGAGGUCAGUGAUAAUCAUGUGUUUCAGCCUAAAUAAGUGUUAUCAGUAUGACAUUGUCCUACCUACAUGAGCCAAUAGCCAAGGUAUGCACGCGUCAGCAGUUAUCUCCAGUAGCCAAGCGAUUCUACCCCCACUAUACAUGAACUUUGAAAUGAUGUAUGAUUGGACACGAUUAAAGAGCAGCUGCUGCAACAGUUCAAGUUUACCAUUUUCAAACUAAGAAAAUAAGCAUUUGGUUGGAUAAAUAUGAAGUCUAGUGGUGAUCAUUGUAUUAUUUUGUCUGAUUCCAGUUCUGAGUGGAGUUCUCUACCUGAUUUAACAGAGCUUUCAGAUACAGAGGAUCUGUUUCUGCCGGGAUUUAACCAACCAAAAUCUUGUACAGGGACUAAAAUUGAUCCUGACUUUGUAAUAGAAGUUGAUGAUGACUCUGAUAAUCAAGAAAAUGAUGUUAUUUUGAUUGAGGAUACAAAUGAUGACACCAAAAAUUCUUUUUGUGCAGUACCAGAAAGGAAACCCAACACAAACUGUGUAGCAGAUGUUUAUGUUCCAAGACGGAAAAUCAAAAAAUGUUUGUUUGUUCCUUAUUUAUUUCAGUCUCCGUCAACCGAUGUGAUAAAAUAUGGUAAAAGCUUACAACUUCAGUCUUUGUUGUCUAUGACACUUAUUUGUUCAUACGUUGAAGAAGGGACUGCAUUUGCCAAUUAUACAGCUUAUAUUACCGAUGUUUUAUAUAACUGCAAACCUGAUAUUUCCAUUUCCAAAAGCUUAUUUAAAUUACUUAUAUCAAUCAACUCCGAUAAAUCUCACAAAAUGAAUGAAUUUCUUCAUUUGUCUUCUUCUGAAACCUGUCGACUUCUUAAUGUUAUUUGUCACCGUUACCCAGAAAACAUCAGGUUCGUCUGGUCUGAGUUUUUAGAGAUAGCAAAGGAGACACCAAUGUCAUUAAUUAACUUGUUUUUUGUUGUUGAACUUUCUCUGAGUGUUUUUGAGUCUGAGCUGAAUGAAAUUAUUUCCUCAAAAACCACUGAAACAAAAAAAUUCCAGACUUAUAAAAUACUUGCCAAUGAAGAAGCUCAUUCCUCUGUUAUGUGCAUAAUUACAAUGUUGAAGUAUUCUUUUGAUAAUUUACAAGAAGGAAGUUCUGAUGUGUUAGAAAUCCUAAUUCAUAAGUUGCAAAAAUUACUAGAAAUUUCUGUAUAUAUUAGUUGCAAAAGUAUUUCAAUGGCUGAACAUAUUGCUAAACAUCUUGUCAGUUUAUACAAUAGCCUUCCUCAGUUAAAAUAUCGUAUCAAAUUGAUUAGAUCUAUCAAAUCAGAGUUGAUACGAUUUAAAAUGCUGGAAACUAUUUUGGUAUUGUAUUAUGAUAGCAUAACGUUACAAUGGGAUGAAAUGCCCGUUUCUUUUACUAGUCUAGCAGAAUGUUUCUUUCAGGCCCUCCCACGGAAAAAUUUUAUGCUUAAUACUAAAAGCGACGCCGAAGUUAUAUCAUACCAUGAACUAUCUUGUGAAGAACUUAUCAUGAUCAUAUAUUACACAGUCAACAGCUAUAUCCUUUAUUUACAACGUUCUGAGCUAAAUCCCUCUUCCUCAAUUGAAGAGACAGCUGAGAAAAGGUUGCAGUAUUACUUAGGAGGAGUAUUUUCACAUAUUGAACUUCUUAAGAUACACAUGAAAGACUUGAACUCUAAAUUUACUGAAAACACAAAUUCGUACUUAUUAAUGAUGGACCAUAUUACCGACCUUCUUAAUGAAGAUGUGAUUCUAUCUGCCUUUUAAUUAUUGUAUAGCUAAUUUCUUUUUCAUAACAUAUAAGUUUCUGGUAAAUGAUAUUGGUGAAUAACAACAAUCUGAAUAAUAUAUAUCUAUAUUGUUGAUGUCAUAAGUAUGAUGUAGAUAUACAGACACAUACAUAUAUAAGAAAAGGAAAGUAGUUAGGAUCUGGAUAAAAGCUAUUUAGCAUGUUCAUCCCUUUUAAGGGAUUCAUCCAUAUAUAUAUAAAUUUCAUUUAUGUAUAUAUAUGAAUUUCAGCUGCUGUGAAACAUGGGAUUAAGAAACCUAGAGUAGAGCUGGAGUGAAGCUUCAGCUUCAAAUAUAUGAAUAAACUCUACUUCAUGUAUUAAGUAAUCUUUAUUGUUAGCUCCGUUUACUUUAAGGCCUUUUGAUUACAGGUUUUGUUUCUAUGCCUGGAAGUUCUCCUUUAAAUCUUCUACAGAUUCAGCUAUAAGAACCAGCUCAUCAGCAACAUAAGGGUUUGCAUGGGCAGCUAGUCUUCAACUCCUGUGACAUGACUCUUAUCUGUUAUUUCCCCACUAUGUGACAAUCAGGACUGACUUAAGUGACCUUGAAUGUUUCUCAAACUUAUCAAGAGGUUUCUCUCACUUCACUUUCUGGCUCAGAGGAAAGGGCAGUCUUGCUGUUGAGUCUGUUUAAGAUGGACUUUCUCUCUCUCUCACACACACAUUUUCCACACUGGAAAGCCUCUUUCUUUUUGGUGUCAAUAAGAGCAAGUGCACCAUUAUCAUUUCAUACAUACUUCUCAACAUCGUGAUUCUUACCUGAGAGAGACAAGGUGGGGUUGUUAAGUGUAUCAAUAAUGCUAUAUUCAAAAGCCUUAAUAGAGUCUCACUCCAUUUGUUGGUUUGGUAUAUAGCAGUUGUCUUCUUGUGAUCAUGUCCUUGGAGACUGGUGUUGUUUUUUGUACUGACAAUGUAUUCCCAAUUUAAUCACCAACAUCAAGUAGAACUGGUUUACAUUAUCAUCAGUAGCAGUUCCAGCUGCCUUCAUAACCUAAACACCACUAGCUAACACAUUGCUGUCACUUGAUUGGCUGGUCAUUCUUUUUAGUGUAUUUGAGGAAGACCUCUCUUUGUUGUGUUGCUCUCAUCCAUCAACCUCUUUUAAUAGCACUUCUGUGCUUCUUUCAGCACCACUAAGAGUAAAUCUCCCAUUAUAUUUCUGUAUACUCUUCUCCCGAUUUUUUCUUGCCUACUGCCUUGCAAUCCAUAAUAACUAUUUGAAUAAAUAUUUGGCAAAGGUGGAAACAGGCUUGUCACUCAAAUAAAUGCUACAGGAAGCUAAAGAACCCUUCACAUGGUCAGAGAUUUAGGGACAUCCUCAUCAAGAAAUUUUGAUGAGAAGGAGGAGGAGCUUCAGACAUCGGACAUAGAAGGUAGCAAAAGUUAGAAUCAAAGA